This is a messenger RNA of Arabis nemorensis, 561 nucleotides long. NCBI's taxonomy places the organism in Eukaryota, Viridiplantae, Streptophyta, Magnoliopsida, Brassicales, Brassicaceae. The record is from the annotation of a GenBank genome assembly.
AUGUUCAAGUGCGUCUCAAAGCUCUGGUUUUCUCUUAUACGUUCUCGAUUCUUUAGCAACCGUUAUAGUGCGGUCGCAUCUCCACCACGACCAACUCGUCGUGUAUACAUGAGUUUCAUGGAGCACAUCUACUGUGAAUCAAUGGAUCUCUGCCCCAAACCAAGAAAUUCUCUACUGCAAUUGUUCUCAUCAUCGUCCUUGUCGUCGAAAUUCGACAAAGAUUCGAGCUUGCCAGGGAUGGGAGGACGCAUCAAUGUCGUCUUUCGAGGCUUGCUUUUAUACAAUGUUUGCAGAAAGGCGUGUAUCUACAAUCCCACCAGCAGACAAAGGGUGAUCUUACCAAUUGUUGAAUCCAACAUCUUUGCUCAAGAUGAAUUUUGUAAGAAUGUGGGUUACUUUUUCGGAUACGAUCCUGUUCUUGAUCAAUACAAGAUUCUCUGCACUGUUGUGAUAUCAUCUGAAAAACUCGAGAGGAUAACCUCAGAGCAUUGGGUCUUUGUACUAGAAGCUGGAGGUAUGGUCAAAACACCUCAUGCGGUGUUCAAAUUUCCAAGUGCAUGA